This is a messenger RNA of Menidia menidia (Atlantic silverside), 1860 nucleotides long. NCBI's taxonomy places the organism in Eukaryota, Metazoa, Chordata, Actinopteri, Atheriniformes, Atherinopsidae. The record is from the annotation of a GenBank genome assembly.
AUGUCUGACAAAAGUGAGCUGAAGGCUGAGCUUGAAAGAAAGAAGCAGCGCUUAGCUCAAAUCAGAGAGGAGAAAAGAAGGAAGGAGGAAGAGCGCAAGAAGGCGGACCAACAGCUGAAAGAAGUCGCACUCCAGCAGGAUGACUCUGACCUGGAGAAAAAAAGACGAGAAGCCGAGGCUCUUCUGCAGAGUGUGGGCAUAACCACGGACGCCGCCGUGGUCCCUCCUCCCACAUCUCCCACUGCCAAAUCGGCGGGGACGCCAAGUGAGGCAGGAAGCCAGGACUCUGAUGGAGCUGUGGGACCCAGGAGGGCAACGCCAAAACUGGGCAUGGCCAAAGUCACACAAGUGGACUUCCCACCACGUGAAACUGUCUCCUACACAAAAGAGACGCAGACACCUGUCCUGACCCAGUCCAAGCAAGAGGAGGAAGAAGAAGAAGAGAUUGCUCCACCUCAACCAGUAGUGGAGACCCAGACUGAGAAACUGGACCAGAAGGAGGAGGAGGAAGCCCCCCCCCACGAGCUGACGGAGGAGGAAAAACUCCAAAUCCUGCACUCGGAGGACUUUGCCAAUUUCUUCGACCACAGCACUCGCAUUAUUGAGCGAGCUUUGUCCGAGCACGUGGACCUCUUCUUUGACUACAGUGGCCGGGACCUGGAGGAGAAGGAGGGUGAAAUUCAGGCUGGAGCAAAGCUGUCCCUCAACAGGCAGUUCAUGGACGAACGCUGGUCCAAACACCGUGUUGUCACCUGCCUGGACUGGUCCCCCCAGGUCAUUGUUGCGGACAUUUCUUUCCCUAAGAAAGCCAACUAUCCUGAGCUCUUUGUUGCCUCAUACAACAACAACGAGGAUGCUCCACACGAACCAGACGGCGUGGCUUUAGUGUGGAACAUGAAGUACAAGAAAGCUACACCAGAGUACGUCUUCCACUGCCAGUCUGCCGUGAUGUCGGCGGCCUUUGCGAAAUUCCACCCAAAUGUCGUGGUGGGGGGGACGUACUCGGGGCAGAUCGUCCUGUGGGACAACAGGAGCAACAAGAGGACGCCGGUGCAGAGGACGCCGCUGUCAGCCGCCGCUCACACGCACCCGGUGUAUUGUGUGAAUGUGGUCGGCACCCAGAACGCCCACAACCUGAUUAGCAUCUCCACUGAUGGCAAGAUAUGCUCCUGGAGUCUGGACAUGCUCUCUCAGCCACAGGACAGCAUGGAGCUGGUGUUCAAGCAGUCCAAAGCCGUGGCCGUCACCUCCAUGUCCUUCCCCCUAGGAGACGUCAACAACUUCGUGGUGGGCAGCGAAGACGGCUCCGUCUACAUGUCCUGUCGGCACGGAAGCAAGGCGGGCAUCAGCGAGAUGUUCGAGGGCCACCACGGCCCCAUCACAGGGAUCCACUGCCACACAGCUCCAGGCCCGCUGGACUUCUCCCACCUGUUCGUCACCUCGUCCUUUGACUGGACAGUCAAGCUGUGGAGCACCAAGAACAACAAACCGCUGUACUCGUUUGAGGAUAACUCUGACUACGUGUACGACGUCAUGUGGUCUCCCACGCACCCUGCCCUGUUUGCCUGUGUGGACGGAGUGGGCCACCUGGACCUGUGGAACCUGAACAAUGACACAGAGGUGCCGACCGCCAGCGUCACAGUGGAGGGCAACCCGGCCCUGAACCGGGUCAGAUGGGCUCACACUGGCAGAGAAAUCGCGGUGGGAGACUCUGAUGGACGAGUUCUCGUGUAUGAAAUUGGAGAACAAAUUUCGGUCCCGCGGAACGAUGAGUGGACCCGCUUUGUUCGCACACUGGCAGAGAUCAACGAGAACAGGGAUGACGCGGAGGAGCUGGCGGCCCAGCGGCUCGCGGCGUGA